AUGUCCGCUGAAAGUGUUGAAAGUGAUUUAGAAAACCUAGAUAUAAAAUACUAUGAUUUCAAACAAUUUGAAGUUCUCGAAACAAUCGGUGUUGGUACAUUUGCAACCGUACACAAAGCAAAAUUAAUCGAUUCUGGCUUAGAUACAGAAUACAUUGCGUUGAAAUUAACAUUAUUAAUAAUACAACCAAUUCAGAUUAAACUACAAAUGAAAAUGGGCAUUGAUGAUCAAAUUAUACAAGUUUAUGGACUCUCUAAAACGCAAGUCGCAAAAUUUGAUAGCAAGCUUAGCUAUGUACUAGUAUUAGAAUUUGCCGACAGUGGUACUCUAAGGCAUUAUUUACAAGAAAACCAAAACCUUAGUUGGUUCGACAAACUCCAUUUAGCCCAACAGCUUGCAGAAGCCAUUAUGCAUAUGCAUUCCGCUGGUGUUAUACAUAGGGAUCUU
Molecule: messenger RNA, 447 nt
Organism: Racocetra persica
Lineage: Eukaryota; Fungi; Glomeromycota; Glomeromycetes; Diversisporales; Gigasporaceae
Source: the annotation of a GenBank genome assembly